Molecule: messenger RNA, 1810 nt
Organism: Diospyros lotus (date-plum)
Lineage: Eukaryota; Viridiplantae; Streptophyta; Magnoliopsida; Ericales; Ebenaceae
Product: cytochrome P450 81Q32-like
Exons: 2
Coding region: 66-1628 (520 amino acids)
Molecular function (GO): monooxygenase activity; oxidoreductase activity, acting on paired donors, with incorporation or reduction of molecular oxygen; iron ion binding
Source: RefSeq, a predicted model, not a curated record
AUGUCCCGCCGCAUAAUUGACAACAUUCACCAAUUUGCUUUCCUCCUUCCUUCCUUCCUCAAAUCAUGGCCACAGGAGCUGACGGUACGCUUAGAGGAGGAAUAGCACAAACACUGCUCUGCUACAGUGCCUUAUUCUUCGCUUUCUGGGUCUUUACCGAUUACUUCCUCCGCAAGCUCCGCCGCCUUCCGCCGAGCCCCUUCCCCACCCUCCCCGUCAUCGGCCACCUCCACCUUCUUAAAAAGCCCCUCCACCGGACGCUGGCCAACAUCUCCGCUCGCCACGGCCCUGUUCUGCUGCUCCAAUUCGGGUCCCGGCGGGUCCUCUCGGUGUCUUCCCCCUCGGCAGCCGAAGAAUGUUUAGCCAAGAACGACAUCGUCUUCGCCAACCGCCCGCAACUCCUGGCCGCAAAGCACUUGGGCAACAACUGCACCACCAUCUCGUGGGCCCCCUACGGCGACAACUGGCGGAACCUCCGCCGCAUCUCCGCCCUCGAAAUCUUUUCAGCCCACCGCCUCCAGACGCUCGCCGGCAUACGGGCCGACGAGGUGCUGCUGUUGCUCCAGCGGCUCCGCCGUAAUCCCCCGGAUCAGGCUGUAGACAUGAAGGCCCUGCUCUUUGAACUGAUGCUUAACGUGAUGAUGAGGAUGAUAGCCGGAAAGAGGUACUACGGCGAAAACGUGGCGGAGGUGGAGAAGGCAAGGCGGUUCCGGGAGAUCGUGGCUGAGACUUUCCGCAUCACCGGCGCGUCGAAUGUGGCAGAUUUCUUGCCGGCGUUGAGGUGGGUUGGAGUAAGAAGCUUGGAGAAGAGGCUGGUGGCGUUGAAGGCCAACAGAGAUGGGUUUAUGCAGGAAUUGAUAGAAGAGCAUAGAACAGGACUGGCCGCCGCCGGCGAGAGUGCCUCAGAGCCGGACGGAAAGAAGAAGAAGAAGACGAUGGUGGAGGUCUUGCUAUCACUGCAACAAUCGGAACCCAUUUAUUACACGGAUGAGAUGAUCCGAGGCAUGAUGAUUGUCCUACUAGCUGCGGGAACAGACACAUCAGCAGCGACAAUGGAGUGGGCACUGUCACUUCUCCUAAACAAUCCGCACGUCUUACACAAGGCGCAAUCCGAGAUCGACGCACGAGUCGGGCACGACCGUCUGAUCAACGAAUCGGACCUCUCAGAUCUACCGUACCUCCGCUGCAUCAUCAACGAGACAAUGAGGUUGUUCCCGGUUGGUCCGCUGUUGGUGCCCCACGAGUCGUCAGAGGAGUGCGUCGUGGGAGGCUAUCGCGUGCCACGUGGCACUAUGCUACUGGUCAACGUGUGGGCCAUACAGAAUGACCCGAAGACCUGGGCGGAGCCCAGGAAGUUCAUGCCGGAGAGAUUUGAGGGGCUGGACGGGUCGAGGGACGGGUUCAAGUUCAUGCCGUUCGGGUCGGGCAGAAGAGGGUGCCCUGGAGAAGGGUUGGCUCUGAAGAUGGUUGGUUUGGGGCUAGGAUCUUUGAUUCAGUGCUUCGAGUGGGAAAGGGAAAGUGAAGAAAUGGUGGACAUGAGUGAAGGGCCUGGGCUCACCAUGCCCAAGGCCCGCCCCUUGACGGCUAAGUGCAGGCCUCGUCCCGCAAUGGCCAGCCUCCUCUCAUAGUUUCUUUUCAGUGUCCUGGUAAACUUUUUUUUACGGAUAAUGAUGUUUUUAGCCAAAUAAUAAAUUGAUUUGGUGUAUGGACACGACUAAAAGUCUAUUUUAACUAUGUAAUAUAGAAGCUCUACCCAUUCUCGGGGAUUUUUGUGGGUUCUUAUAUAUAUAUAUCGAUGUGUUAGCUUUAA